GCCCCGUCAAGCGUCUUGACGCCGUUGAGGCGUUUGAUCAGCAUGACCCGCAAUGUGGCCAGAAUAUACAUGAACUCUUGUAUUCGACUCGAACCGGUCUAGGAUACAAGAUUAUUACCUGGGAUGAGACGCAUCUGUACAGAGGAGUCCUCGUCAUCUGAAUUCGGAAUGCAAAUUCCUUACCAUCCUGCCCCGAAGCUUUGCCCCAGAGUGACGUUAGUCCCUAUUUACAUGUUUGCAGAACCAUUGCGGACAGAGGGAUGUGGGCCGACUGUGCAACCGGAUUUUUGAAAGCUAUGAGUUCAUGUCAAUGGUUGGGGAAUUGGUUGCUGGCACUCACAGUUUGUCGUGUCUCUGCAUCGAGUUCCCCUUGACCGUGGUAGAAAAAGCAGAAAAGCAAUUGAAGGCAAGUGAGAUUUGCUGCGGCUCCAAAUCUAAAAGUUUAUGGUUGGGGGUUAUUUGGGUGCCAAGAAAGACUGAUCUAGCACCCAAUCGAUCCACUCACCGCCUUUGAACCUGGUGGGCGGCAGUAUGCAAAAAAUAACCAUCGCCAGCGUUCGUCUCGCAACACCAGCUCGACGGCCAUCCCCUCCACGCCCGGCAUAUAGGAGUUUUUGAAUACCUUUUCCAAAAUGGUUCGUAAACUAAAGCAUCACGAAAAGAAACUCCUUCGCAAAGUCGAUCUCUACACCUACAAAUCCGACAACAACCACCGCGAAACCGCCGUUCGCCAACGCUAUCACCUCCAAGGUCCCUUAGAUUAUAAGAAAUACAAUGCCCUCUGUGGCUCCCUGCGCCAACUGGCUCAUAAACUCUCCGCCAUAGACCCGGAGUCUUCCUUUCGCAAGGAUAUCGAGGCGCAGGUCCUAGAAAAGCUCUGGACGAUGGGAAUCCUAAAGCAAAAUCGAGAGCAAGGGGCAGGGCUGAGUAAGGUUGAGAGAGAAGUUACUGUGAGCUCGUUCGCGAGAAGGAGGUUAGGUGUUGUUAUGGCGAGGACGGGGAUGGUGGAGAACGUGUCCACGGCCGUCAAAUUCAUUGAGCAGGGGCAUGUGCGCGUUGGCACGGAAGUCGUCACCGAUCCUGCAUUCUUGGUCACGAGGAACAUGGAGGACUAUGUGACUUGGGUCGACUCGAGCAAGAUAAAACGGAAUAUCAUGAGCUAUCGGGAGAAACUGGACGACUUUGAUCUGUUAUGAUGACUUACGGUCUGCAUUGUUAUGAGUGUAAUUUCUACGACCUGGCUGUGUUGAUAGGCUUCCAUCUGAAGCUUUCUUCCCUGGAUAUCGCCACACAGGGACAGUGGGACGGAUCAGACCCGGUACGCGGAAUUAUUGUUUAUUUUUGGGAUAGAUAAAUCUGAGCCUCGCUCGGUGGGCGUUUUGGGCGAAGCAUUGAGCUGGGUUGGGAUAUACCAUUUUAU
This is a messenger RNA of Coccidioides posadasii C735 delta SOWgp, 1420 nucleotides long. It is a transcript of the gene IMP3, whose product is annotated as Small subunit (SSU) processome component. Gene Ontology annotation, molecular function: snoRNA binding; rRNA binding; structural constituent of ribosome. The record is from RefSeq and is a predicted model, not a curated record. NCBI's taxonomy places the organism in Eukaryota, Fungi, Ascomycota, Eurotiomycetes, Onygenales, Onygenaceae. Gene Ontology annotation, cellular component: small-subunit processome; Mpp10 complex; small ribosomal subunit. Gene Ontology annotation, biological process: ribosomal small subunit biogenesis; rRNA processing.